Messenger RNA from Labeo rohita (rohu), 6465 nucleotides. Its product is annotated as PH and SEC7 domain-containing protein 1. The record is from RefSeq and is a predicted model, not a curated record. Gene Ontology annotation, molecular function: guanyl-nucleotide exchange factor activity. The coding region runs from base 1342 to 4278 and encodes 978 amino acids. The transcript has 16 exons. NCBI's taxonomy places the organism in Eukaryota, Metazoa, Chordata, Actinopteri, Cypriniformes, Cyprinidae. Gene Ontology annotation, biological process: regulation of ARF protein signal transduction.
GGUGUGGUCACGACCUGCGGAAUCUUCUUGCAAUAAUAGUCCCUUUCACCAGCACAUUGGUUCUGCUUUGGAUCCUAUCGGUCAAGCUGCAACACAGCGAGCCUUGAAGGAAUUUGGGUCUCCCCAGUUGAGGUGUAAGUUUUCUCGUUGCUCAGACUGGAGUCCGGAGUUUCAUCAACGGCACAGAGAACGAUGCCAGUCUUGGGCAGGUCCACCAGUGCCAAACUGCAGUGCCUACCGCCAUGAUCCUGACCCAGGCAGGGUAGGAGCUGCAUGUGGUGUCCCCAAAAGCCCAGCAUCAGAUGCUCUCUCAUCCCACACAGGGCACAACAACCAGCAGAAAUCCACCUCCAGGUCCCAAGGAUGCCCUAAUCAGAACCUCAGUUCAAAACAAGAUUGCUCUGCUCCAGUCGGUCAAAGUUGGGGAAGCCGGGGUGAAGACAGGCCUCUGUCAGGGCAAAGGACCAGCCUCACAAAUACACCCACUCAUGGUUUAAACCAGCUGAGUGGAAGCAAUAACUCCUCAGCUCUGAACAGUCCUGAGAUAGCCCGCAAGAUUGCAGAAGAGGCCACCAAGGUGUCAACAAUUUUCAAUGAGGUCCGAAGUUCGCCACCUCCUGUUGUUUUCGGGGGUUCGUCUACUCCAAGCAGCACAAACUAUGGGUAUCCUUCUAGAGAAAACCAGUCCUUACAGCAGAGUCCAGUGCAGCAUUCGGCUGUCAAGAUGAACAUACCAGUGCAUGAAGACCAUUCUACGACAAAUGGGGUGCAUAAAGCCCCAGCUACAAAGAGCUCAGAUUUAAGAGAUGACCUGGCCAAUCAUCAAUCUGUUCUGUCCCAGUGGGAGGAGACCCUGAUUCCCCAGCCCUCCCGUCUCGUCUUCUUCGUCCAAGUCUGUCCAAAGCAGACGUGUGUUCUCCACUCCGAGAUCCUCGUCAGCUUAGAGCUGACUUGCCAGUCUCUGACAGCCCCACUUUACACCGUCACAAGCCUCCGCAGUACACCGGAGAGGAGUGGACAUCUGUGGAACCCUGGUUCCUGGACGAUGAGGACUGGGAUGACCAUGUCGUUGCAGAAAGCGUGGAGAUCUCCAGGCGGUUGUUUAUUGGUCAGAGUGUGGACGAUUCUCCGGUCAGCUGGACAUCUAGACAGCAGUGGAAAGAGCAGGCAAAGAAAGAGGAAGGCAAGUUCAGUUUGUCUGAAAAACUUGAAGGUAAUCUCAAGAGCAGCAGUCCAGUGUACAGAAAAAGUGAUAGGGUUGAGGUCGUAGGACGAAGAGAGGAGAAUGUGACCAAUUCGGUAUGUGGAGCAAAUCACAGCCCUGGGGAAAGUGUAGAGGAGAUGACCAGGCUAACACAGCAACAGAGACAGGCAGAAUGGAGGAGAAGACAGGCUUUGCUUCUAGGGCCGGUGGUAUUAGAAGAGGGAGAUGGGGAGAGAGGAGAGUUCGAACAGGGGUUUGGAGAUCACCAGGGUUUGGUUGGGUCAUCCCCAAGCUCUAGUGGAGUAACGGGAAGCCUGGGAGACAGAGACUGCAUCUCACCUGAGUCCAGCCAAAACAGCAACCAAUCAGAUCACCCAUCAUCAGGAAUACAGUCUGAUGGCGGUUCUUUAGUGCCAGGUCCAUCUCUGCACUGUCAGAAAAUUGCUCGUGCCAAGUGGGAGUUUCUGUUUGGCACUCCAGCAGAAAACACUGCCAGCGAACGAGAGAAGAAUGUUCCAGAAUCCUCCACAGCACCACCAAGUGGCCACUCCACCCCAAUCCCGCCUUCUUAUCUGCCAUUGGAGGAGCUUGCUCUCAGAGCUAAUCAUGAUGUCCAACACGUGGUGGUGGAGCUAGUGACUCCUCCCCCUGCUGCCCCAGGCACCUCCCCCAAAACAGGCAUAAUUCGGCGAACUUUGAAAUACUCUGAGACUGAUCUGGACGCUGUUCCGUUACGAUGUUACCGGGAGACUGACAUAGAUGAGGUGCUGUUAGCAGAGCAAGAGGAUGCUGACUCAGCAUUUGGAAGUAACCGAAGUGUCAUGGGAACUUCCUGUGCUGGGAGCAGCCCGCUAGGAGAGAUGCCCAAUGAAAGAACAGAUGGACAGGAGGAUGGGGAGGAGGAGGAGGAGGAAGAGGAGGAUGUUGCGAGCUGGGUCACUGUCAGGAUGCAGGGUGAUGUGAGGAGGUUGUUGGCCGAUCAGGAGCGAGAUGAGGAAGAGGAGUUUUACAGCAUGAUGCUAAAGAGGGCCCACGAUCAUUUCAUUAACGACCACCCAGCUCUAAAAUCACCCAUCCUGGUUCGUGGUCCUCGCAGAAGGUCUGGAGACAGUUUGGACACAUUUAGUCGGCAUUUCGAGAACAUCAUGGAGUCACACCGUGCCAAAGGCACCUCCUACAGCAGUCUGGACAGUCUCGACCCUCUGACCUCUAGCACUCAAACUGUCCUAACCUUUGACCUCCCCACACUGACUCCACAGGUGCAGGGUCAGAUCUACCAGAGUGCCCGGCAAAUCGUGGAGCUCAGCUUCGCCCCAUUGGCUCACGUAGAGAUGCCCAGCCUCUCAGAGUCAGCGCUGACUAUAACAGGGGACACCGAUGCCACACGGGCGCCAUCCAGCGAACGUCUCAGCAGCGGGUCCGAUGAUCGCAAUGGACAGAGCUGGCAAAGCAACCCACCGCUUUCACUGCCCAGAGAGAAAUCUCCUCGCUUUGCUGCGGACCCAGAUUUGGAUCAGGAGCUGAGCGAGCGUUUGGGUUUGGGUAGUAAUGACACCCUCAGUAACGGCAACCGUGCCGAUCUAGACUCUGCCAAACGUCUGGCCAAACGCCUCUUCAACCUUGACGGAUUCAGGAAGUGCGACGUUGCGCGCCAUUUGAGUAAAAACAAUGACUUCAGUCGCCUGGUGGCAGAGGAAUAUCUGCGUUACUUCAAUUUUACUGAAAUGACUUUGGACCAUGCAUUAAGGGCAUUUCUACUAGAGUUUGCUCUGACGGGCGAGACACAAGAGAGAGAGCGAAUCUUAGCACAUUUUUCUCGUCGAUAUGUGCAGUGCAAUUCAUCUCUCACACUAUCUGAAGACAGUGUCCACACGCUGACCUGCGCCCUUAUGCUGCUCAACACAGACCUGCACGGCCACAAUGUUGGCAAGCGAAUGUCCUGCACUCAGUUCAUUGGGAAUCUAGAAGGACUAAACAGCGGUCAUGACUUUCCCAAAGAACUCCUCAAGGCCCUGUACAACUCUAUUAAAAAUGAAAAGCUGCAGUGGACAAUCGAUGAAGAAGAGUUGCGCAAGUCAUUUUCAGAGCUGGGCGAGCAGAGAGGAGAGUCGAACUCCAGAGUCAAGCAGAUGGCCAGCGGCUUCGUUCCUCCGUCCGGAGCUCUGCUCUACAAAACGGGUUUUCUGGUGAGGAAGGUCCACGCAGACUGUGACGGCAAGAGAACGCCGCGUGGAAAAAGAGGAUGGAAAACAUUUUAUGCUGUUCUUAAGGGACUCAUCCUUUACCUGCAGAAAGGCGAGUAUCGGCCGGAUAAACAGUUAUCGGAUGAGGACUUGAAGAAUGCCGUGUCUAUUCAUCAUUCCCUGGCCAUCAGAGCCACAGAUUACAGCAAACGGCCAAACGUGUUUUACCUCCGGACCGCUGACUGGAGAGUCUACCUCUUUCAGGCCCCGAAUGCUGAACAAAUGCAGUCUUGGAUCACACGCAUCAACACAGUGGCAGCCAUGUUUUCAGCCCCGCCCCUCCCUGCUGCCAUUGGCUCACAGAAGAAAUUCAGUCGACCGCUGCUACCUGGCUCCGCCUCCAAGCUGUCACAGGAGGAGCAGGUACAGGCUCAUGAAGCUCGAUUUCGCUCCAUCUCCACUGAGCUCGCACAACUGCGCUCUUAUCCACCUGACAGAAAGGUUAAAGGUCGUGAACUUGAGGAGUACCGACUGAGGGAGGAAUAUCUAGAGUUUGAGAAAACGCGCUAUGAGACGUACAGCAUGCUCCUGCGGGCAAAGCAGCGUUGCGGCGACGAUGAUCUGUCAGUGUUCGAAGCCAUGCUCCUGGAGGAAGGUGCGCUACAGAGAGCUCAAUCCAGCCCCACGCUUCAGGACAGCAGUAUGACCUGCAGCACCAGAGACGGCGCGAGCCAAAGCAGCGCCGCCGCCGCGCACAAGAACCGUCCGGAAACGGCAACAACAACGGCUGCUCCCGCGGUCAGGGCCAGAGACACAGCUACCGGCAGGCCGUCCGCAAAUGAACCCGCCGCCGCCACCCACAGGAAGCUCGCUGUACUGGAGAGGAAGUGAGGUCUCUCUCUUUCCUGUGUGCGCCCUCCUGCUCUGUGUGCCAUCAGGAAGGGGUGUUGAUUCCAAAAGAAUCUGACUCUGUGAUUGGCUGAUGGCUGGGUGAUGUCACAACACAAGGUGCUAUGGGAUCUGGACAGGAGAACGUGAUUGGAAUCCGGAGGAACGUAAAUAUGAAACGCGUAACCUUCCUUUGCCUUCUAGUUCUCGGUUUCUUCUGCGACUUCUCGCCCGAAGCCAUUUCAUCGCACACUAACAAGUCAAAUCUGGGCCUAAACGUCUUCGAACCUUUAAAAUAUGACCUUUAGUUUUCACAUUUCUAGAAACAACUCAUUUGUUUACAACGCAUAGUAAAAUUCACCAGUUCUGCUCAAAAUGGACAUGAAAAGUAUGGCUCAAUCUCGGAUCUGUGCAUUUUGCACGGUGAAACACGAUGCUUGUUAUUUGUCAUAUGGGCUUCUCAUUUUGUCGUGUUUAGGAGCGGUAGGUGAGCAGAAAACUGACUAGCCCGUAUGCAACUAGUUAUUUCUUCAUGUUGUUCUCAGCAUUAGCGAUCUGUACUUGUACAAUAAUGCACAGAGACAUCAGUCACUAAAUACACCAUCCGUUUGCUCCGCAAAACCCCGUUUUGCCCUAAAACGUCUUUUGCACUGAACACUAAGUAUUAUUAAACUGCAAAACUCAUUUUCUCAAUCAGUUUUUUUGUCUUUUUCUGUAAAAAAAAAAAUGUAAACAUCCUUAAAAUGACACAUUUAUUUGAAAAACAAAUUCUGAAUUAAGUUUUUCUUACCUCAUUGUAUUUUUUUCCUAGUUUUUAAGCACAUCUUGUUAGAUUUAUGCUUAAAAUGGGGGAAAAAAAAAACAUUUGCGACAUAACCUUAAUUCAAGAUAUAUUUCAUAUUUCAGCAUGCAAACGUACAUUUACGUAAGAAUGCUUAUUGUUAGUGGGAAAAAAGUUUUUCUCACACCAUUGAAAUUUUUCUUGUUUUUAGGCACAAAUCUCAACAUUUUGUUAGGACUUGUUUAGAUUAAAAAAGGAAUGCAUUAUUUAUGAAUAAGUAAGAAAAAUAAACUUAAUUCAAGAUAUAUUUUUAAAAGCAAGUUUCAAGAUGCAAACAUGCAUUUUUUUUUUUUUUUUUUUUUUUUUUUUGGUGAAAAUUAAAAUUAUAUCCAUUUAGUUGAGAAAGCAUUGUUUUCAUGUCUUGAAUUAAGUUGAAUUUUUUAAGCACAAACCUUUAAAUUUUGUUACAUUUUCACACUUAAAACAAGAAAAAGUAUUUACAAGUGAGUUCUAAUAAACUUAAUUUAAGAUCUAUUCUUUGAAAACAAGUUCUAGUAUGCAAAAGUUAAAUUUAUGGAUGUUUAAAUAUUUUUGGUGAAAAUCAGUGUUGUAACAAAUUUAAUUAAGCUUAUUAGCAUUUUUUUCUAGUUUUUAAGCACAGAUCUCACUAAAUUGUUAAUUUAUGCUUAAAACAGGAAAAACUAUUUGUUAAUAAGUUAAGAAAAAUAAACUUGAUUCAAGAUGUUUUCUCUGAAAAACAACCCAGUUUUUAGGCAGAAACCUGACAAAAUUAUUAGAUUUAUGCCUGAAACAGGAGAAAAAAAAAAAUUAGAAAAAUCCAAGAUGGAUUUUUAAGGAUGUUUAGAUAUUUUAGCACAAGAAACAAGGCAAAAAACAGUUUGAGAAAAUGAUUUCUGCAGUGAACGGAACAGAGACGCGUAUCUUUGUCUGUAUAGUUGAUUUCUUGAAUAUGCUCUAUUUUAGCUUCUCGUCCUUGUCUUUCUGCAUUAUUCUCUUGGCUGAAUGUUGUCCGCUGUGUACGGCAUGGCUGACUAGUGACAAUCUAUCGUGUUUGUUCGGUUCAACAGAAGCUGAAGUCGGUAGGAGGCUCGCAGUGUGUAGUUCAUGAGUCAAACAGACCUGUUACCCACGCAGCACACUGAAUGUCAUCUUUUUCCUGUUAAACGCAGUUAGUCAGUGUUUAAGACGCACUUCCCCUUAUUGCUUUCUUAUGUAAUCGAUGAGAGAGAGUGUGUGUAUAUGCGCAAAAAUAUAUCACCUAUUUAAGGAAUGUUUUAAAACUUCUUAUAAUGAAUGUGGUGUGUCCAAAUCAAAAACUGCCACAUGCAAUAUUCAGCAUAGGCCUGUUUGUGUGAUCAACGCAUAUGUGGAUGUUUAAUUACACAGCA